Molecule: messenger RNA, 531 nt
Organism: Musa acuminata AAA Group (dessert banana)
Lineage: Eukaryota; Viridiplantae; Streptophyta; Magnoliopsida; Zingiberales; Musaceae
Product: GDSL esterase/lipase At1g28580-like
Exons: 1
Coding region: 1-531 (176 amino acids)
Source: RefSeq, a predicted model, not a curated record
AUGGGGGUGAACGACUACAAUUCUGUGUUGGUCCACGACAAACCCAUCGAGUCCGCACGGGCCCUCGUCGCCCCUGUUGCGCGCGCGAUCGGUGCGGCCAUCGACGUAAGCCAGCUGCAACCUCGCCCUGCCGUCGAUUUGAUUCCCAUUGUCGACUCCUCCAUCACUGACCAACUCAUGUUGACUGAUCUCCAGGCGCUGGUUCGGGCCGGGGCGAAGACCGUAUUCGUUUCCGGCAUCUUCCCAAUGGGGUGCAUCGCUCUGUUCCUCACCGAGACUCAGAACGCCGCGCCGAACGAUCCAGAAACGGGUUGCCUCAAGUGGCUAAACGAGUUCUCGCAGCACCACAACCUACUGCUGCGGCGCGAGCUCCGUCGACUUCGGCGAGCCCACCCACACUCCACCAUCAUCUACGAUGACAUUUACCGAGCUCUGAUGGCCAUCUACAUGUCUCCAAGCCACUUCGGUGAACCCCAAACUGCCGCUGCCUCUCGUGACUACGAGUUCAUCUCAUCAUGGCUUAGCGAAUGA